AUGAUCCGACAACCCAGCAGUGUGAUUAUCGCGGGCCCCUCGGGUAGUGGCAAGACAGAUUUGGUGGAACAAUGGUUACGGUACCUCAACGUGUUUCAAGUCAAACCCCGCAAGAUUGUGUAUGCCUAUGAUCGUUGGCAACCCCGGUUCGAGCGGAUGCAGCAAAAAGAUGGAAUUCAAUUUUAUCGCGGGUUACCGGACCCACGUCAUUUGACGCAAUGGUUUGGUCGAACGCGCGGCGGGGUGUUGGUCUUGGACGACCUGAUGGAAGAAGGGGGACAAGACAAGCGCGUGUUGGAUUUGUUCACCAAAGAUUCGCAUCAUCGCAACAUCACGGUGUUGUAUUUGACGCAAGAUUUAUUCCCGCCUGGCAAAUUUUCCAAGACCAUUAAUCGCAACGCACAUUACAUUGUGGCCUUCAAAAACCCUCGGGAUCAAACAGGCAUUCGGACCAUUUUAUUGCAAGCCUUUCCGGAUCGGUGGCGUCAAGUGUUGCGCCUAUUUAAACGCAUCACGGCUCGACCUUUUGGCUAUUUGAUGUUGGAUGUGCAUCCAGCCUCGGAUGAUCGCUACCGCCUGUGGAGUCAUUUAACGCCCCGAGAAGGCAAGGCCCAAGUCCACACUUUGCGUGCGGAUGUCCCUGCCGUUCGAAAACGAACUGCAACGCGAACUCGCCAGGGUUCGUCGGCAAAGAGAAGGCGGACAACAUACUGAGUUAGCCGCUCGCAUGGACCCACCACCGACCCUGUCGCCCGCGGGUGUGGGCUCCCCUUCGGUCCUUCGGGAUCUCAGCAGCAUGACGGACAUGGUGGCCGAAUUGUCUCGACCCGUGGAUCGGGACCAAUUGAAUCAAGACAUUGAGGAUUUUAAUUUGACCUACCCGGUCAAUGUGGAUGAUGCCUUGAAUGCCUUCACGCUCCCGCCCGUGGCAGGCACUGGCACGGCCCCCGCCACCACCACCACCACAGCCCCCAUCACUACCACGGCUGCCCCAACCCGUCCCACCACAUCGACCCGAACUCGUCCCACCACGACUACUACCACCAGUCGACCACGACCCGUCACGACCGCCACGACCACCACCGCCCCCUCCCGUCCCUCCACCAGCCGCCGCAGUGCAGGGGCAGGGACCAGGACCACUACCUCGACCGUGACGACCCCCACGGGACGCCCCACCAUCGCCGCCAAACAACCGCGACGGCGCCCCAGGGUGCCCUCCCCACCAUCCCCCGGUUCGUCCCCUCCGUCCGAUGAUGAGGAUGGCGAUGAUGAUGAUGACGAUCGACGGCGAGGAUUAAGGCGACGGUUGGAUUUGCUCAAUGAAGAUGCUCAAGAACGGGCACGAGGUCGACGGAUUCGCAACAUCACGCACACCAAUACGGUGACCACCGUGUAUGAAGAGGGGGGUCGUCCCUCGGUGCGCCGCACAUCCACCCGAACCUCCAGCCCAAGUCCACCCCGACCACCACGCCGAGGACGGGGCCGUGGCCGAGCACGCGGACGGGGCCGAGCCCGUGGACGAGGUCGUAGUAUAUAAAAACAGGGACCUCCCUUCCAUCGUCCCAAAAAUGUGUGGCUGUUGUCGACACGCGAUGGCUCCUAGGCGCAAACGCAAACGCACCACGACUCGACGAUCAUCACGUCGACGGAGGAUCAAGGGUGGGAAGGCGCCGUUUGUUGUGGAUGUCAAAAAAGGCUUUAAGUUGUUGACAGACCCAGCUAUGUGGAAGAUUCCUUCUAAAGCCGACGUCAAGGCGGACAAACAACGAGUGGCCAAUUACAAACGCCAGUAUCGCGCGAGUGGCAGCAAGGACUCGUACAACAAGUGGUUGGUCAAGAAGGGGUAUGCCAAAAAAGUGGGUGGGUGCAGUUUGAUGUGAAUGUAUAAAAAGAGACUCGCGGUGCUCCGCUCUCCAAACGAGUCGUCAUGGGACGGAAACGUAAACGCAGGACGACACGACGUCGACCGCGGCGUGUGACCUAUAGUCAAGUAGGAGGUGUCGCGCCUGGCCUGCCUAUAGGCAUUCUCAAAGCCGGUUAUGCUGGUACCAAAGCCAUCGGGGAGCAUCAAACCAAGCGUGCCAUCAAAAUUGGUGAAAAACGUCGACGGGAAGUGGCUUCAGGCAAACGGAAAAAAUAUGCGGGGGAAUCCUUUAAUUGUUCCAUCAUGUGAAAAUGUAUAAAAAGACCUUCGUGAGCCUGAACAGGGGUCAAUUAAAAGAUGGUCCGUGGACCCAACGGUCGCCGACAUCGUUAUGUCCCUCGAAAACGACGCCGCCGACGUGGACACCAACGUGGCGCUAAGCUACCGCUUUUGGCAAUGGCUCUCUCGCCUUUGUGGCUCAGGAAAUACAAACCCAGAAUCCGACUACGACGCCCAGACUAACCCUCAACGCCCUCAACGCAAAGCCGUCACGUUUGCGUUGGAUUGGGAUGACCAGUAUGACGCCGCUUUGUGUGCCCGGUGUCGACAUCACAUGCAACGGCAUUAUCAUGGCGAAUUGUGUGGUCGGUGUGGCGCCAUUUUUACCAUAAAUAGACCUUGGUCGUUGCCUGAACUCAAGAUUCAUCAUGGGGUGGCGCAUGGAACGUCAAGCCCCGUUCUUAAAAAGUGUCUUACAAGAAGCCAAUCAACACAAACGACAAGAAUUGUUGCGGAUGGCCAAUGCGGAUCAGAUCAAUGCUGUCAGUGAAUUGGUGAUGAAUACCCUCCGUGGUACAGUGCCCCGUUCCCGGCAGACCAUCACGUUACUCAAACCCCACGCCCAGAGUUUACGCGCUAUGGCUAAACCCGCCCAUUCUGUCAAACGCCGACGCGCUAUCAUGAUGGCUCAAAAAGGGGGUGCCCUCUGGCCGGAACUCUACCGAUGUUAUAAACGUUGCAUGCGCUAGACCCGACCCCUCAGUUGCACUAUGGAACCCGAGAUGGUCAGCACCACGGUGAACAACGCCCCGGCUUUUUUGCAAUUACGAGACCAGUACAAACAAGAAUUGGUGGAAGACACUCGCUUGACCAAAGCCGCCGAUUUGGCCGCCAAACAACAUGUACUUCUGACCAGUGAUGCCCCCGAUGCUUGGAAACGGCCUCAACUCAAAGCCGUCAGCCGUCAAUUACGCCAUUGGACUAAAAAAGUGCGCCAACCCUUUGGAGCCGCUGCUGGGGGUGUGACUGCUGCCGGGGCCACCACCCCGGGCGACGAUGAUUUUGAGGCGGGUCCCAUGCAAGCCUGGUUCACGCAAUUGGUCAAGGCCACCCAGGGUAUAAAACAAGGCACCCCGACUGGUGGACCCAGAAAACCCCCUGUCCCGCCUAAACCAAGGUUCACGCCCAGUGCCAAAAAGAAACUCAAGUUUACGACCCCGUUGAGCAGUGAAGAAUUGGCGGAAGAGUUGCCCUUUUCCGAGGCGCCUGGAACAGCACCGUGGGAAACCCCUAAAGAACGUGCAGACACCAUUACGCAAUCAUUCAAGCGCGGGAUUCGCAAAAGAGCCGCGGACAGUGCUAAAAAGAAAGCUGCGGGCGUCGCCAAAAAGAAAGCCGCUGGUUGGGCCAAAAAAGCCUUGGAUUGGAAAUCGUGGAAAACCCCCUAA
This is a messenger RNA of Porites lobata, 3591 nucleotides long. The record is from the annotation of a GenBank genome assembly. Lineage: Eukaryota; Metazoa; Cnidaria; Anthozoa; Scleractinia; Poritidae.